CGGCAGGGCGCCAACACAGUUCUCCUUAGCAAGGGGGAUAUAUAAAGUGUCCAUUAACUUAUAAUUUUUUUAAUUGUGUCAAGUAAAAAAAAAAAAUUUUUUUUUGUUAACUCUCUCCUAGAUUUAAGCCGGUAGUAGUCAGUUAAUUUCACAGAAUACCUUGCCAUGAGGACGUACGUCGUAUUAGCCGCCAUUCUUCUCGCCGGUGCAAGGGCGCAGGAGGGUUUCAAAUGUCCAGAUGAUUUUGGAUUCUAUCCACAUCACACUUCAUGUGACAAAUAUUGGAAAUGUGAUAGCAAUGUUGCCGAAUUAAAGACAUGCGGCAAUGGUUUGGCAUUCGAUGCAUCCGAUUCGAAAUUCCUCACGGAAAAUUGUGAUUAUUUACACAAUGUUGAUUGCGGUGAGAGAACACAAUUGGAACCACCAAUUACCACUCCACAUUGUUCACGACUCUACGGUAUUUUCCCCGAUGACAAAAAAUGUGACGUCUUUUGGAAUUGUUGGAACGGCGAGGCCUCUAGGUAUCAAUGCAGUCCCGGAUUAGCUUACGAUCGUGAGGCUCGAGUUUGCAUGUGGGCCGAUCAAGUCCCUGAAUGCAAAAAUGAAGAAAUUGCUGGAGGAUUCACGUGUCCAGCUGCUGGAGAAGUGAGUGGAAGUUCCGGAAGUUUCUCGAGACACGCGCAUCCAGAUGAUUGCAGAAAAUACUACAUUUGCUUAGAGGGAAUUGCCCGAGAAUACGGAUGUCCAAUUGGUACCGUUUUCAAAAUCGGCGACUCUGACGGAAGUGGCGCUUGCGAAGACCCUGAAGACGUUCCCGGAUGCGAGGACUACUACGGUGAUGUGGAUCUAAAAGCACUUAGAAAAUUGGGAUUCAAAAAAUGAGAACCUGCCGUACAAGAAAAACAAGCUGUUUACAAAUUCACGAAGAGAAGAAAAAGACUAGAAAAUGUUGGAAGAAAUUACAUCUUGAUUUCCAAUAAUAAUUAAUUUGAUUUUUGCCAGUAUCUCUCGUAUAUAUGGUCACGCUCUCUAAUCACAGAGGCCUUUCAUUAUUCCUCGUAUAUUUAAGAAUCUUUCUACUUUAAUGUUAUUAUUACUAUUAUUAUUUAAAUACGAAAAAAAAAUAAUUUAAUUUUUUUUUAAAUAAUUUAAAUAAAAAGAUUUUAAAUA
Messenger RNA from Leptopilina heterotoma, 1170 nucleotides. RefSeq names its product protein obstructor-E (gene Gasp). The coding region runs from base 166 to 882 and encodes 238 amino acids. Gene Ontology annotation, cellular component: extracellular region. The transcript is spliced from 4 exons. NCBI's taxonomy places the organism in Eukaryota, Metazoa, Arthropoda, Insecta, Hymenoptera, Figitidae. The record is from RefSeq and is a predicted model, not a curated record. Gene Ontology annotation, molecular function: chitin binding.